Molecule: messenger RNA, 1095 nt
Organism: Rhodotorula graminis WP1
Lineage: Eukaryota; Fungi; Basidiomycota; Microbotryomycetes; Sporidiobolales; Sporidiobolaceae
Exons: 9
Coding region: 1-1095 (364 amino acids)
Cellular component (GO): membrane
Source: RefSeq, a predicted model, not a curated record
AUGUGCGUCCCCUUGCCCUUCUUCCGGUCGUCGAGCUACCACGAGUACAAGCCCGUCCUCGACCACUUCUACCUCGGCGUCAGCGCCAUCUUCGCCAUCCCGCUCCAGGCCGUCUUCUUCGCCGCCGCCGUCGCGUUCAGCGAGCCCGCCGUACUCAUUCCCGGCACGGCGAUGACCUGCAUCGGCCUCACCGAGCUCGUCUUCUUCUUGGGCUCGGGCGCGUCGUUUGGCAUCCGCAACAUCCUCGUCGUCGCUCUCGGCGGCGUCUGGGCACUCCACCUGUACAUCUUAAGCAUCGUGCACACGUGCGAGGCGAGGAAGCGCGGCAGCCUGGCAGCUCAAAAGCGCCCUGUCCGUCUUCCGCUCGGCAUCAUUGUGUCGUACCUCCUCUUCCCCUGGGUCCUGUUCCUCCCCUUCAUCCUCUCGUGCUCGCCGCACGUGUCCUACUCCGGGUACGGCAACUACGUCCGCUUCAAGCCGUAUCCGAGCGACGUGAUCGGGCUUGUCCUUAUGGCCCUCGCCUUCCUCGUCGAAAUCGGCGCGUGGUACGGCAAGCUGCGCUUCGACUUGCGUCGACGCGACGCGCAGCCGGGCAGCACAACCCUCGCGUCGUCGUCGAUCCUCUCGCACGGCAUCUACACGAUCACGCGCCACCCUCUCCUCUUCUCCGUCCCUCUUCUCUCGCUCGGCAUCUACAUCCUCGUUGCGACGCCCGCCUUCUACGCCUGGGGCGGUGGCGGCCUGUUCAACCGCCUCGAGUCGCCGGGCCGUGAAGCUCUCGCCGCGAGCGUCGUCGCCCCGGUCGCCAUCAUCGCCGCCGAGCUCGUGUUCUUCCUGCCGUGGCUCGAGCGCACCCAGCAGGCGCACUACAGCUCGCUCGCCUCGGACCGCGCCGCACCGACCUCCGAGGGCAACGUCUGGACCGCCUACGAGGUCUACCGCUCGCGCACCUCGCCCAUCGUGCCCCUCCCGCCCGCGCUGUACGCUCGCCUGCCCGCCGGCGCCAAGAAGUACCUCCUCGGCGAGCGGGGACUCGACGCGACGGCGGCGAGGCGCCUCGGUGCGAGAGGCGCAGAGACGGGCGUCGAGUGCUGA